AUGACCGAUUCAGAGAAAAAGAAUGAACUUAGACAUCGAAACGUUGGUUCCGAAAGUCAAUCAAAGAAUGUCGGACCUCCUAUAAUGAAUAUAGGACCUCCCGCUGCCGGUGGUUUUCCAGAAUUGAUUUGUGGUCGUAAUGAACAACAACGAGCUCACGAGGAUGAUGUUGAACAAGGUCAAGGUCAUCCUUCAUCCAGAGACGAAGAACCUCUACUUCAAGGGGACGACGAUACUAGCAAUCAGGAGACCCAGCAACUCCAGCCUCAGCAGCCUCCGCAGCAGAACCGUCAGAUUCAGGAUUGGUCAUGGAAGGAUAUUGUUGUCGGACAGCUUGUCCAAUUGACCCAAGCCGUCGUGCCACUCCUCGACGCGAAAACAAAAGGGGAGAAGAUACGUAAUUAUCUCCUCCUGGUCCUCGGUGUCUUAAACAUCGUCUUGGUCGUCUUGUACAUCGGUUUCCAGCUUGUUCGAAUGAUUUUCUACCCCGAGCAAACUUCAGCGCAAAUCAUUGACGCUUUCUUCACUAAGAUUAGCGAAAAAAUCUUAUUCUCCGGCGCGUCUCCAGUAGCCAUUGACGUUCAUUUGGAAGUUCCUGACCUUGCUACUGAAAAUUAG
Molecule: messenger RNA, 618 nt
Organism: Oikopleura dioica
Lineage: Eukaryota; Metazoa; Chordata; Appendicularia; Copelata; Oikopleuridae
Source: the annotation of a GenBank genome assembly